AUGAAGCUAUAUGCGCAAGUUGUGCGAGCAGAUAGCUCUGUGUACAUUGUCGAUACACCACGCAAGUUACUAGAGCGAGUAACGACGUGUGCUUUAUGCACUGGCUCGUGUCUGGAUCCGUAUGGUGCGAUUAAAGAGUGUUACGACGUCCCCGAGAGGCGCGGGAAUCGAUUCCUAACGCGGAGACUGUUUUGCGAAGAAGGAAUAGGAGACAUAAGAGAGGUAUUGCGCAAGGCGAUCGUCAAGUUCCGCUACUCC
Molecule: messenger RNA, 258 nt
Organism: Iphiclides podalirius (scarce swallowtail)
Lineage: Eukaryota; Metazoa; Arthropoda; Insecta; Lepidoptera; Papilionidae
Source: the annotation of a GenBank genome assembly